AUUAAAUCUCCGCAAUUCUUCUAAACCAAUUUAGAAAGUUGUCAUUGGCCAAUUAUCUAGUUCGCUAUAAGUGUUCGAGGUAAUAAAAAACUGGCUUUUGCGGACUGGUUUUGCGUAAGGGCAAGAUAGCUUGUUUUCAACUGACGCAGUUGUUCUGAAAACUAAUUAAACAUUUAUCGUCAAAUUGUUUUGGCAUUGCCUUUUUCAAAUUUAGUAGAAAUACCGGGCUAACCGAUAUUACCUUUUUUUCUAACUGUUAAAAACAUGGUCUAAUUAACUAAUAUCCCUACAUUCCCCGUGCUUGUUUAAGCGUCUUUGCACUAAAUGUUUUAUUACGUUUGAUCCGUCUUUAGUAAAUAAGUGGUUUUCAUUCUUAGGAAGGAGUAGUUAGUAUACAAUAAUAUAGAAUUAGAAUUAGCAACAAGUAUUGGAACGACCAAAGCAGUUUGAAAAAUGCCUGAUUGCGAAAGUCGUAUAUGACGGGAAAGUAAUAGCUGUAAGAAUUUGAGACUCUUGUAGGAAGAAAAAUGGUAACUUCCGCUUUGUCAUCGUUUUUAUGCUGGGAUUUAUAUAGCCCUAGUAAGCCUAAUCUUUCAGAAAUAUCUCCAUUAUAAGAGAACUCUUUUUCAUGGAUAUUUAAAUACAUUUAAUUAGGUUGGUUGAGCUAAGUUUUGAUUCCUAUACCUAACUGACACAAUAUAAAGAUAAACACGCGGAAAAUCAUCUCCUGGGAUUCGAGUUAUGUGAACCAAUGCUCGUCCACUGACAUUCUUACUGCUGGCACAUUGAAGAAAAGCCUAGGUUUUCUCGUGACAAAUUGGUCCCAUUGCACACCAGGGAACCAAUCUUUCUGUUAGUGAAUUGUAUUAGCAAAGUGUGAACUGCAGAUAACAUAACGCUGAGGUUAUUUGAUUUUUCUUUAGGCCAUACUUGACUGAAGAACAGCGUAAGAUGAAGUAAACAAAGAUCUAUGAAAGUCAGCAAGCGAGCUAUAAGCAAUAAAAAUGCAAGUAGGCAGAUUUUGGUUUUCCAGACGUCAUAUCAAUAUUUGCAUAUGCUUCUUUCACUUUAGCUGAAUUCCACGCAAUAGGAAGCGAUUGCUAUAUACAAUGUAACAGAUAUGGCGCUUAGAUUAUUAUAAACAGAUACGUUGGUUACUCAUAACGCCAUGCAUGAUCGAAUCGAUGCAUAAUGUAAAGUGUUUGGCAUAGAUUCAAAUGAAAUGACUGGCAUACGGGCAAUCGCAUUCCACUUUCUAGGUCGAGCUGUUGAAACAACAGUAAAUAUUGUUGAUUUUCUGUGUAACUAGAAUACUAGAUCAUGCAAUUAUUAAACUGAAGGUGGUCUCUGAAUAAAACCAUACUCAUGUUUAACAACGUCAAAUUGAUCUAGCGACAAUUGUAUUGUAUGUUUUUGAAUACGAAGGUCCAUAAAAUGCUUAUUCAUUUGAUAUUUGUUUCUAAAUGUGUUAUGAGAUCUCGUUAUUCCCGGAAGGAUACCAAUACUCUACUCGAUAUGAUAUAUACUAUUAAUCGUUAUUUUCACCUAGGUAUUUUAUAAUGGUAAUUGUUCCGUAUGUGUGUUACGGCAGUUCUGUCUCUCUAUACUGUUGGAUUUAGUCUUGUCCAGGUUUUGUAUGUUUUGCCAAUCUUCCGAAGGCAAAAAUUUAUAGCAAUAUGUAAACAGGUUCCAAAUACAAAUUUCUCUAAAGAUCGCUGAGCGGUAAAGAUCCCUGUGAAUGGUUAUCGAUUUUAAUUGCUUUGAGAAAACGUUCUUCCAAAAAGCACCUAGAGUAUGAAUAAUGUUUCGAACGUUCCUUUACCUUGGGGGUUUAGAUCAGAAUCCAAUGUACACGUGAAAGAUCGAAAUAAUAUAUCCAGUUAUUCAGAAAAUCUGAUCUGCGUUUCAAGUCUUUUGAUUGAGUGAACCUUGUACCUAGGUGAAUCAUUUUUUUCUAUUAUAAUGCGUAAAAAUAAUUUAAUGUAAUUCAUACAAUAAUUCGAUACAUAAAAUAUAUUUGAAAUAUGUAUGUCUACGUAUGCUAGAAAUUAUAUUAUUGUACAGUUUCGUACCUUGUACAGGAGUUGUGAUGCUGAACUCUUGAUUCGUACAUGUAAUGUCGUUCAUACACCAUAAUAGGUUUAGGGUUUAAUUUAAUGUACCGUAGGCAAAUAAUAUCAGAUAAAAGUUUAGAAGAUAGAUAAAUCCAAGCCUGUUUAUUAGCACAAUCCAAAUGUCGAUGCAGUUAUUAUAUUAUAUCAAACGAAACAUUUAUAGUCAAUUUAAUUUUACCCUGUUCCGUUCUUGAUUGUAUUUUAGAGUAGUGCAUUGGUGAAUAUAGGGAACAUAAACAUCAAUUAUUAGUACAUAAUACGUAGUUCAUGCAAGAUUGAUGUCGAAAGAAGACAAUUCAAGGUUGUGCCUGGAAAUAUGCACCGACAAUGAGGAAGAUUGGAAAGAGUUUUUGGGUAUUUGUGCUAUUGCAUUUCAAAGUAGUACACCGUUUAAGCGAUCGCAUCCUGAUCCAGGAAAACGAAAAUUACAUUUGUCAGAAUAUUUCAAAUACGUUUAUGAGACCGAGUUGUCGAAGGGUCGAGCAGGUCUUGUGUGUGUGAAAAAAAUUAGCGAUAACCAACAAAAACCGAAAAUACUUUACGGGUUUUGUAUGCUUUAUAAAGAAUCUCCCAGAAGCCGAGGUGAUAAAACAUGUAUGGAAAACAUUGAUAAAAAGGGAAUGGAAAUCUGUUUGGGGGAGGACGAGUGGUUAGAGAAGAAUAUUCAUUCCAAAAUGAGAGACCUUUCAAAAAUACUGAAUUUCACCGCGGCAUAUGGAUAUUUGCAAGCCAGUGUCAAAGAACACAUGAACAAUGGUGUUGGAAGCAAAUAUAUAUUGGCCUCAGCUGAAAUGCUUGUCCAGGAUGGAAUAAUACGAGGUGUGAUACCAGCUCAUUUACCUAUCGUAGUGUACGGAGUUCUAGAUGACGUUAGAGUCAAAAGAUUUCACAAACAAGCAGGGAGUAUUGAAAUUGCUCACUUACAUUUUGGCGAAGAUGACAAACACAAAUGUCGCAAAAUUAAAUGCAUCGACAAUAACAUGGGAGACAACAGGAAUGAAAUUUUUGACUGUGUUAUCGUUGUGGGUAAAGUUUUGGGACCUCACAAGUUCUCUUUGCCACAGUUGCAAACUGUCUUUAAUUUAAAAUCAAUGCUAUGAUUAUUUGCCAUAAAAAUAUUCUAAUGCUAUAAAAGUUAUUGAAUAUUUCCCCUUUUUAAACUACAUUUCGUGUCAAUCAGUCGAAACUAAUUUGUCUGACAUACUACAUAUGUGUGCAUAGUGUCGUGUUGUCCCAAUAUGUUAAUACCUCGUGGUGAGAAGUCUCAGGCAUUUGUUCUACAACCAAUUUCAACGUCGUUUUAAGGUGUUACAAUUUACGUAGGCUAUGAAGAAUCAGAACAGCAAUACGAAACUAAAAGCCUAUACAGUACCCUAGUUUUUUUCUGUAACAGUGUUAAAAACUAAAGUGUGAAUUGCAUAUAAUAGAAAAUGCUACACAACAGCAAUAAUAUUUAUGCAAUAUUAUGAACUGUUUAUAUUUGAAUAUACCGUUCUCAUUACUUGAUUUUUUUCCAUCUAGAUUUGUUUGUGAAGAAUGAAUCAUUUUUUAAUAAAAAUAUAUCCAUGAUCUUA
Molecule: messenger RNA, 3688 nt
Organism: Styela clava
Lineage: Eukaryota; Metazoa; Chordata; Ascidiacea; Stolidobranchia; Styelidae
Source: RefSeq, a predicted model, not a curated record